Saprolegnia diclina VS20 is the source of this 510-nucleotide messenger RNA. RefSeq names its product ubiquitin-conjugating enzyme E2 I. The coding region runs from base 5 to 490 and encodes 161 amino acids. Gene Ontology annotation, biological process: protein sumoylation. Gene Ontology annotation, cellular component: nucleus. The record is from RefSeq and is a predicted model, not a curated record. The transcript has a single exon. Gene Ontology annotation, molecular function: SUMO conjugating enzyme activity. Lineage: Eukaryota; Oomycota; Saprolegniomycetes; Saprolegniales; Saprolegniaceae.
GACCAUGGCCGACUCGAUUGCGGCGCAGCGCCUCCGGCAGGAGCGCAAGAACUGGCGCCGGGACCACCCCGCGGGCUUCUGGGCGCGGCCCGUGGCGGCCGACGACGGCAGCCUCAACAUCAUGGUGUGGCAGGCAGGGAUUCCCGGCAAGGCGGGGACCAUGUGGGAGGGCGGGACCUACAAGAUGUCGCUGACGUUCUCGGAAGACUACCCGAGCAAGCCGCCGCUGUGCAAGUUUGUGCCACCGCUCUAUCACCCGAACGUGUACCCGAGCGGGACGGUGUGCUUGAGCAUUUUGAACGAGGACAAGGACUGGAAGCCCAGCGUCACGAUCAAGCAGAUCCUCAAGGGCGUGCAGGAUUUGCUCGACUCGCCCAACAUGGCCGACCCGGCGCAGCGCGAGCCCUUCCAGGACCUCAAGAACGACCCGGAAGAGUACAAGCGCAAGGUCAAGCUGAUAGCGCUCAAGAACCGUGACAACACGAACUAAGACAUCCCAUUUUUACACCA